GUGUUAUAUGGUGUUCUAGCGCAGUAUAAGGUGCAGUUAUUUGAGCAAUAAAUUAAAAAAAAAAAGAAUCAAGAAAAGUUUAAAUUUGUAAAGAUAUUAUUAUUUUCUUUUCCGAAAGUGUGCGAUCUUAUAAAGGUUUCGUCGGUUCGCAUAUCAGAGCCUGUUUUUCAAACGCCUUUCUGAAUGACUUCAAAAAAGUAAAAGUUUUUCUUCAGGGGAAGCCACCGCCUCUUGACGCAAAGGAAAAACUGAUUGGAUUGGAUUUCAGCAGUGGAUACCUACGAAUGAAAAACACUUUGAAUGAUUUCUGCGGAGUUAAUGAAACUAUUUGACGUAUGUUUAAAUUACUAACAUUGCAUUUGUAAAUGCAAUUACUGUUGGUGUUAAUACAGAAACCUUUCUCAUCGAUUAGUUGGUAGACUAAGCUAUCCUUUCAAUUUGAGAAAAAGUGCUUCGAGAUAUCAAAUCUAAAAAUGCGUGGUUGCUAGAUGAAAAUUUCUUGUGUACAUGCAAAAUAGCAGAAAAAUUAGCCGUACACAAAGGUUGCUUGCUAUAGUGUAAUCUAGUUCUCGCUGUACGGAAACGGAAAAGGGAAAAGGGUGGAGGAGUAAACAAAGCGUCAAAUUACGUAGUGCAAGAGUAGAAACGUAACAAAAACGCUAAAGAGAAAAAAGGCAAUAAUAGGUAACUAGAGGUGUGUGAGCCAUCACCGAAAAAAGAAGUGUAAAGUCGGAAAGCUUGAAUGUUUAGUUCUACCCAUCGGGUGCUUCCGGUGUGCUUGGUUGAAUACCUACAUGAAGAUUCCCGCUUCACUCGAGUGAGUGUUUAAAAUUAAAAUUUUGAACAACAAGGCAAGCAUACCUACUACUAGGUAUCGAGAAUGAUUGAUCAAGCUUUAGGAGUUUGAGAGAAAAAUCAAUAUCCCUCAUUGGAAGUUGAAAGCCGUGAAUUGUGCAGAAGUGAUAUACCUAUCUAGGUAUAUGUAUAUCCGAUAAGUAAAAAAAAAUUAAAUUUGAAUCACAUUGCAAUCUGAAGCUGACAAUAUGGCCUUGGAAGAAACACAGAAUGGAUCGGUGGUACCGCAGAAGGAUGUCGCACAAAAACAGCAGAUACAACCAUCCUCGUCCACCGAGAAGCUGAAUGCCGUGGCCAAUGGUACCGAGAAAUCUCGGAACAACAAUAAACAGAACGACACAAACACAGCUUUCCUCAGAGCAGCACGAGCUGGUGAUCUGCCCAAACUGAUAGAGUACCUCGAGACGGGACAGGUUACAGACAUAAACACAUGCAACGCGAACGGAUUAAAUGCGUUGCACCUCGCCGCCAAGGAUGGCCACUACGACAUCGUGCAGGAGUUGCUAAAACGGGAAGCAAACGUGGACAAUGCAACGAAAAAAGGCAACACGGCGCUGCACAUAGCCUCACUGGCGGGCCAGAAAGAUAUCAUCCAGCUGCUGCUCCACUACAACGCCUCCGUUAAUGUGCAAUCGCAGAAUGGCUUCACGCCGCUCUACAUGGCGGCCCAGGAAAACCAUGACGAAUGCGUGAACUUGUUGCUGGCAAAAGGAGCGAAUCCGGCCCUGGCUACGGAGGACGGAUUCACACCUCUGGCCGUAGCAAUGCAGCAAGGUCACGACAAAGUCGUUGCGGUUUUGCUAGAAAGUGAUACUCGCGGUAAGGUGCGACUCCCGGCGCUUCAUAUAGCAGCGAAAAAGGACGACGUCAAAGCAGCGACGCUGCUACUCGAGAACGAGCACAAUCCGGACGUGUCGUCCAAGAGUGGUUUCACGCCGCUGCACAUAGCCGCCCACUAUGGGAAUGUCAAUGUCGCCCAGCUGCUGAUCGAGAAAGGUGCCGAUGUAAAUUUUACCGCGAAGCACAACAUAACGCCGCUGCACGUCGCCUGCAAGUGGGGAAAACUGAAUAUGGUCUCACUCUUGAUAAAGAAUAAGGCUCGCAUCGACAGCAUCACGCGAGACGGCCUUACACCGCUGCAUUGUGCUGCACGUUCCGGCCAUGACCAGGUCAUCGAGCUGUUGCUGGAAAACGAUGCCGACAUUAUAGCAAAAACGAAGAAUGGGCUGGCUCCACUUCAUAUGGCAGCUCAGGGCGAACACGUCAGUGCAGCCCGGAUUUUGCUGGUAAAUAAGUCUCCGGUAGACGACAUUACAAUCGAUUAUCUGACGGCUCUUCACGUGGCCGCUCAUUGUGGACACGUGAAAGUGGCCAAACUAUUGCUGGACCGCAAUGCCGAUCCCAAUGCAAGAGCCCUGAACGGGUUUACCCCUCUUCACAUUGCUUGCAAGAAAAACCGGAUAAAGGUUGUGGAAUUACUACUGAAACACGGUGCUACCAUAAGUGCAACUACCGAAAGCGGACUGACACCCUUGCACGUGGCCAGUUUCAUGGGUUGCAUGAAUAUUGUGAUUUAUUUAUUACAACACGAUGCUAGUCCCGAUAUACCGACGGUGCGAGGAGAAACACCGCUACAUUUGGCUGCUCGAGCUAAGCAGAGUGAUAUCAUUAGAAUUCUGCUUCGGAAUGGUGCCUACGUGAAUGCACAGGCCCGUGAAGAUCAAACGCCGUUGCACGUUGCCUCCAGAAUCGGUAACGUCGAUAUUGUGAUGCUGCUACUGCAAAAUGGUGCUAAGAUUGACGCUGUCACUAAGGAUAACUACACUCCGUUGCACAUUGCCGCCAAAGAAGGUCAGGAGGAUGUUCUGGCCGCUCUGUUGGAAAACGACGCCAACAUGGAAGCCGUCACGAAGAAGGGCUUUACUCCGCUUCAUUUGGCAGCUAAAUACGGAAAUUUGAAAUGCGCACAACUUCUUCUCGAUCGUGGAGCUCAAGUGGAUGUUCAGGGCAAAAAUGGCGUUACACCGUUACACGUUGCUAGUCAUUACGAUCAUCAGAAAGUGGCUCUACUCCUACUGGAGAAAGGUGCUUCUCCCUAUUCGCCAGCUAAAAACGGCCACACUCCGUUGCACAUUGCUUCCAAGAAGAACCAAAUGGAUAUCGCCAAUACAUUGCUGGAGUAUAGGGCAGAUCCUAAAGCUGAAAGCAAAACUGGUUUCACGCCGCUUCAUCUCAGUGCCCAAGAAGGUCAUCAAGACAUGUCCAAGAUGCUGCUGGACAACGGCGCUAAUCCUAAUCAUGCUGCCAAGAAUGGUCUAACUCCGCUUCAUCUGUGUGCUCAAGAAGACCACACGGAAAUAGCGAAAACAUUGUUAGAUUCUAACGCACAAAUUGAUCCCUCGACCAAGACCGGAUUUACUCCGCUACACGUGGCUGCCCAUUUCGGACAAAUCAACAUGGUUAAGUUCCUAUUGGAAAACGAUGCAAAUAUCGAGAUGAAGACCAACAUCGGCCAUACUCCGCUGCAUCAGGCAGCUCAGCAAGGCCACACUUUGAUUAUAAAUUUAUUGCUGAAAAACAAAGCUAAUCCGGAAGCGGUUACCAACAGCGGCCAAACGGCGCUCUCCAUUGCCGAUAAGCUGGGCUACAUCACUGUCGUCGAGACGCUCAAAGUGGUCACGGAAACCAGUGUCACCCAAACGGUGGACGAAAAGUUCAAGAUCGUCGCACCGGAAACCAUCCACGAGACGUUCAUGUCGGACUCGGAAGAUGAAGGCGAAGAUCCGAUCAUGUCCGACCAGCAGCAGUAUAACUACAUGACGAGUGACGAAAAUAAGCAGUUCGAUGACACCAACAUCACCAACAUGAGCAUUGAUCCGAUGAAGGAUGAAAAGUACUUGGAAAAGAUCAUCUCUAGUGCAGAGAAGUACACCUCGAUGGCGCCUCGUGAAAGCACACCCAAUCCACUGGACAUAACUGUCACCGAUAAUGUCAGCAUCACCCGAAAACCGAUUCAUGUCGGAUUUCUAGUAUCGUUCCUGGUCGACGCACGGGGUGGCGCGAUGCGCGGAUGUCGACACAGCGGUGUACGUGUCAUUGUUCCACCGCGAUCAGCGGCCCAGCCAACACGUAUCACCUGUCGCUACGUGAAACCGCAACGAAUAGCUAACGCACCGCCGCUGAUGGAAGGCGAGGCCCUGGUCAGCCGUAUUCUGGAGUUGGCUCCGGUUGGGGCAAAGUUUUUGGGACCGGUCAUUAUUGAGGUUCCACACUUUGCUUCGCUGCGCGAAAAAGAACGCGAGAUUAUCAUACUUCGUUCGGACAACGGCGAAACCUGGAGGGAGCACACACUGUACGACAGUGAGGAAGCAAUUCAUGAUGUGUUGAACGACACGUUCAAAGGUGACACACUCAAUUUCCUGGAGGAUCUGCACACAAAUCGCAUCACUAGGAUUCUGACAAACGAUUUUCCACACUAUUUCGCUGUGGUGUCGCGAAUCCGACAGGAAGUUCACGCUAUUGGACCGGAAGGUGGUACCGUUUCUGCCACCGCUGUUCCCCUGGUUCAGGCAAUUUUCCCUCAAAAUGCCCUUACAAAGAAGAUUCGCGUAGGUCUGCAGGCACAACCGAUCGAUAUGAACAUGACAGCAAAUUUGCUUGGCAGAAGUGUAGCGGUGUCGCCUGUGGUCACCGUUGAACCAAGGCGUCGCAAGUUCCAUAAGGCUAUAACUCUAAGUAUGCCGGCUCCGAAAGCCUACAAUUCGGGAAUGAUCAAUCAGUAUUCCGGUAAUGCUCCCACGCUGCGUCUGCUUUGCUCCAUCACCGGCGGUCAGAACAAAGCCAUAUGGGAGGAUGUUACCGGUUCAACGCCAUUGACCUUUGUGAAUGAUUGCGUUUCGUUCACAACGACAGUGUCGGCUCGCUUUUGGCUCAUGGAUUGUCGCAAUAUCAAUGAGGCCACUAAGAUGGCAACAGAACUGUACUCACACACAUCACACGUCCCUUUCAUGGUGAAGUUCGUUGUAUUUGCUAAGCGAGUUGAUCAGAAUGAGGCACGGUUGAGUGUUUUCUGUAUGACCGACGACAAAGAAGAUAAGACUUUGGAGCAGCAGGAGCACUUCACCGAGAUUGCUAAAUCUCGUGAUGUCGAAGUGUGCGAAGGUCGGCAGGUCUAUUUAGAAUUUGGUGGUAAUAUUGUUCCGAUGUUGAAGAGCGGAGAGCAACUGUCUAUCCAAUUUAAUGCGUUCAAAGAAAAUCGUCUCACAUUUACGGUAAAAAUCAAAAACAAUCUGGAUGAUUUGCUGGGUCGAAUUUCGUUUAUGAACGAACCGAAAGUGGCCAAGGGAGAGCCAACGCCUACACCACUGUGUACGCUUAAUUUCACACUACCACCGGAAAAAUACGGUCUUGGUGGGGAUGAGAUGGAAACGGCCUCCGAGUUUGAUCUGAGUUCAACCGAAGUGCUAAACUACGAUCAGCAAUCCGUUGUAAAUGCAGCGAAUCGAAGCAAAACAUUGAACUUUACCUUCCAAAACGGUGAUGUGGGUAGUGAAAUACACAAAGCUGAUAUUAAAAUCACCGACAUAUGCAACCUACUGGGCUCCGACUGGCCACUGCUGGCUGAAGAAUUACAGAUUUCACCGACCGAUAUUGAUCUAAUUAAGGCGGAAUAUCCUAACGACGAAGCCCAGCAAUCGAUCGUUAUGCUACGACUGUGGCUCCGCCAGGCUGGUAAGGAAGCCACUGGAAAUGUGCUGGAGCAAGCUCUUAUCAAGAUCAACCGAUCCGAUAUUGUCAGUAAGUCGAUAACAAAUCUGGAGCUGGUCACCGACGAACGUGAACGGAAGCUUGCCAAGCAGCAGCUUGGUUCGGCGAACGGAAUCGAUGAGGUGGAUCCGGUGAAAAUCAAUGGGAUAGAGUGCAAUUUGGAAGAUUCAACACAUGAACCGACAGACGAAAAGCAGGAACACGAGAUGGAUGAAAAGAGUAAAGAACCUUCGUCGUCCUCAUCACCGGACAACACCGAAGCAAUUCAGCAGAUUCGACGGGAAAGUGGCGCCAUGUUUGGCAUCGCUUCCGUUAAAAAGCAAGACGUCGGGACUCCUCCACCCAGUCCAGCCGAAUACAACAAUCAACCGGGCUCCGAACCCGCGGACAGAGAGGAGGUCGCAGCCGUGGUAGAAGACGUACAAGAAAUCAUCCAGGCAGCAAUCGCGGAACAUGACACCACCGGAGAUGACGAAGAUUCCGAAGAAAUCAACGAACCGGUCAUGGUACAGCAUAGAAUAACAAUACAAAAACCUUCGUUCGACUCCGGUGAUAACGAAGACGAGGAUGAAUCCGAAGAUUUUGAGCAGCUUGACCUGGAAACUGAUAAGAGCGGCAAAGUAAAAACAAUCAAAAAACACUCGAAGGUCAAUAUUAAAAUUAACAAACAACUGGCUCAGAGGCCGACUGUUGAGGACAUCGAGUGGGAAGUCACUCCGUCCGCAGUGGCGCCAACCAGUGAUGGCGAGGAAGUUCCUACGGAAGUGGUUACAAAAGAGAUCUCAUCGGUUAAUUUGGAAGACGUUUCCAAUGAUCGAAGGUAUAGUUUGGAUAAUAUUGAUCCACUACCGCCAGGUUCCCUGCGUGUUGAUUCGGGACGUGUCUUUGAGAAAUCUUUCUCGACGCCGGGCGACGAUCAGCAGAAAGGAGAGCAGAUUAUAAUGAUUUCAUCCGACAAUAACAUUUCCGAGGUUGCAGCAGACUAUUCCGGUGACAUAGAUGAGUUUAUUUUUGUUCAAACUUCGCCGGAAAAUUUCGCACAAAUCGAACGGGAACAGAAUGCCACCGAUGAGGACGAUAACAGUAACCUGGUAAUCAUAACCGAAGAACACUAUGAUUAUGAGAUGGAAGACGACGAUCGAAGAUCGAGUGUGGUCGAUCAAUCACCACAGGAUGACGAAGAUGACGGUCCGCAAAAGUUCAUUGUAGGCGGCAGUAGUUCCGAGAGCGAUGAGGAACGUGUUAACGGUCAUCGAAGUAGUAAUCUGACCGCUAAUCGGGGGAUCGACGAUGGUUCCAAUUGCCCCACACCGUCCAUCGCGGUGACACAACCAGGUGCGACUACUGCUGGUACGGCCAGUUACUCGACUCGAACCGGUGGCUCAUCCAGUGGAUCCGACGUGGCAUUGCACGAAACUGGCGGCGAGCUAAGCGAUGACGACGAAACAGAAAAUUAUCUAGUUCAAAACAACGACCUCGCUAUGACAGUGGAACCCCCCAGUGAACCACCAGCAACGGCAGCAUCCACCGAUCCCGGUAGCUGCCGGACGGAAACAAACACGAUCGUCAACGAGUCCGAUGAUGGCACGCUUCGCACCACAGUGAUCACCACGACCACCACGAUCAACGCUACAUCUGAUCAGAUCCCGGAAGAUCUCCAGCAGCAGCUGUACGGCCAGAUGAAGGCAGCUGCCGCAGCAGCUGGCCAGGAUGCGCAAAACUCGGUGGUGACGACCACCGUAACGACUUCCGACGAAUCCGCGGAACCAGGUUCUCCGAAUAGCGCCAAAUCAACGACCACGACGACGACAACGACGAAAACUAUCACACUGACCUCAACCGAUGGCGAUUUUCCCGAGGAUGAACUGCUGCAGAAGAUUACCACGACCACUCAGCUGCUGCAGCAGUCGGGCCUGCCGGAGGUGGUGAAGGAAACACGAACUGUCACCGUGCAGGAAGCGGUCGACGGAAAACUCGACGGCAAACCUUCGAUAAACGCGAUCGUUGACGAGUUUAUGAACGAGGAACGGAAGAACUAAUUGAUUCUUCGCGAUGCUUUAUCAGUUCAAAAGUUUUAGACGUAGCAAGUCGAUAAUUAAGGUUGAAAUUAUUCUAUUUUUGUGGCCAAAAAUUGAAAUCAAGAACAAAAAUUUAAUGAUAUUGAUACAUUGUGUAAGACCGCAUUAGAGCGUAGAAUCGAAAGUUGUUUUUCAAUUCUUCUGCAAGUUUCUCAAUGAAGGUUUUCAAUUUUUAUUGUAAUGAACAAUGUGUUUCUUGGCACAAUCAGCACCGUAAUGUAUUAAAAAAAAAAAAGAAACUAACACACGAACACACCUAAAGUUUUCAGAAAUCCUAUUCAUUUAACAGUGCCUAAGUUACACAGUUUUUCUGUAGUACCGUACUAGAACGGAGUGUGCUGAGCGAUUAGGAUAGUGUAGGAGUACCGAACAGAUUGAACAGAGAACAGUCUUUCGCUUCAAGCGAUCGGGAUUGUAAAUUAUUCUACGGAAAAAGAAUAGAUUAUUUAUUUUUCUAACAUUUAUUGAUGCCGUACGCGUUCAGGCAGGCAGACAGACACGUAAAUUGAUCCGACAAUUUAUUCUAUAUUUUGAUAGGAUUUAAAUAAACGGAACGACCGGCUAAAAAUAUAUUUUUUUCUGAUAGUGAAUGAAAAGCUCCUUUUCAUGAAAUUUUUAUUUGAUUCGUAUUUUGGAAGUUACUCUGCAGUCUGUGAGAGUGGAAUGGUGCGAAACAGCAGGUGCUGGCAAGAGGAAUGCAAUACGUGAUAAAUGGCAACUUUGUUCAUAUUCAACUGCUGAAUCUUUACAGAACCAGAAUAUAUAUGAAAAUAAAAAACAUAAAUACAAAAAAUUGUAACUGAUUGGAAAUUCAUUUAAGGAAAUAAUAUAUACAUAUAUAUAUAUAUAAAUAAAUAUCUAUCGAAUAAAAAAGAUUAAACUAUCGAUUAUGCUAUCGAAAAAUGUAGCUUUUAGCAUUUUCGCUUUUCGCUGAUUGCCUAACGAAAAAAAAGCAACAAAGGAGAUCGCAGAAAUGAAACGUAGAUGUCACUACUAUAAAAACAGUAUUUUAAGAAGUGUUUCACCUUUGUUUUUAAUAUUAUAUUUCCUAUUUUGUGUGACUAUUUAUUAAUUUCCCCAACUUCCUUACGAGGUAUAACUACCUAAGCGUAUUUUCUGUUUUCUAUUCUGUUUGUCGUAUUAUUGGUAGUCAUAUUUGUUAUUAUGAAUAUUUGUAUUUUUCGUUGUUUUUAAUCACACCCAACCGUCCCAUCAUAAACAGCCAUUUUUCUAGGGCAGCAAGAAAAGUGUAUCUUUUCUUUUGAAGCAAAAAAAAAAGUUCAAAACCACGCAUCACGCAUCUCUGUGCUCCUUUAUGUCUAUUUCUCAAGCUGAAAUAUACCGUUUGACUAAUCAUAGCACAUCAAAUCUAGGAGUACUAUAUAUUUGAUCAACAAAAUCUGUGAGUGAAAUACGAAACUGUUCAUCUGACUAGCACGGAACAAACUCAACAUGAAUUGUGAAAAUGGAAAAGUUAUUUACAAAAAAAAUAUAUUGUUUGAGGAUAACGAAAAACAGAUUCAACUAUAUUAAUUGAUACAAAAUAAGACCUACUACACAAGAUAAGGUUGGACAUGAUGCAUACGAAAUACAUCCACGGCAAAAUAUAAAAAAAAUCAUUCAUUAGAACACAAUGGAAUAGUAGAGUAUUACAACAAUGGUAGCUAUAAAACCGCUACUGGUAAAAAACAACAUUGAAACACAUUUAAAAUUGAUCAAACGAAGAUUUGAAACAGAAAUAGAUUUAAU
Sabethes cyaneus is the source of this 9449-nucleotide messenger RNA. Its product is annotated as ankyrin-2. Gene Ontology annotation, biological process: signal transduction. The record is from RefSeq and is a predicted model, not a curated record. Gene Ontology annotation, molecular function: protein binding. Lineage: Eukaryota; Metazoa; Arthropoda; Insecta; Diptera; Culicidae. Bases 1044 to 7661 code for a protein of 2205 amino acids. The transcript has 13 exons.